Dama dama (fallow deer) is the source of this 4426-nucleotide messenger RNA. RefSeq names its product phosphodiesterase 7A (gene PDE7A). NCBI's taxonomy places the organism in Eukaryota, Metazoa, Chordata, Mammalia, Artiodactyla, Cervidae. Bases 498 to 2099 code for a protein of 533 amino acids. Gene Ontology annotation, molecular function: 3',5'-cyclic-AMP phosphodiesterase activity. The record is from RefSeq and is a predicted model, not a curated record. The transcript has 16 exons.
CCUGCGGCGCGGCGUCGUGACGUCACGGUGGCGGCGGCCGUGGUUGGCGCAGGGUCCGCGGCUGCAAAGUGUGAAUUACGCCGGGCUCGCGCCGGCGGCGGAGUGAAGUCAGGCUCCGGGGGAGGGGAGGGGAGGGGGCAGGACCGCGGCCGGAGCUGGUGCCUGCAUCCAAGCCCCGCGCGCGCUGGGUCUCGCUGCUGGCUCCAGCUGUGUGUUUUUGCACCGCUUUGCUCUGUUUUUGCUUCGCUCCUGCUCCGCUGCCCCCCCACCCCCCGCCCCGGACCCUCUCCUCUGGGCCGAACAGCCUGGGGACGCCGGGGUUCCCCCUCCGACUUGGCGGGUGCUGCCCUCGCUUGCACCCCGGGAGCCGGGCGCGCGCUGGUCUUCGUUAACUGUUGCCGCGGCCGCCGCAGCGCCUUCCCGCCGGCGGCCCAGGCGGAGUGUUGGGGUGGGGGAGGCGUGAGCGCGGCUUCCCGGCCCGGGGGCGGGCGUAUUCAAUGGAAGUAUGUUACCAGCUGCCGGUGCUGCCGCUGGACAGGCCGGUCCCCCAGCACGUCCUCAGCCGCCGAGGAGCCAUCAGCUUCAGUUCCAGCUCCGCGCUCUUCGGCUGCCCCAAUCCCCGGCAGCUCUCCCAGAGGCGUGGAGCUAUCUCCUAUGACAGCUCGGAUCAGACUGCACUGUACAUUCGUAUGCUCGGAGAUGUACGUGUAAGGAGUCGAGCAGGAUUUGAAUCAGAAAGACGAGGUUCUCAUCCAUAUAUUGAUUUUCGUAUUUUUCACGCUCAAUCUGAAAUUGAAGUUUCUGUGUCUGCAAGGAAUAUCAGAAGGUUACUAAGUUUCCAGCGGUAUCUUAGAUCUUCACGCUUUUUUCGUGGUACUACUGUUUCAAAUUCUCUGAACAUUUUAGAUGAUGAUUAUAAUGGACAAGCCAAGUGUAUGCUGGAAAAAGUUGGAAAUUGGAAUUUUGAUAUCUUUCUAUUUGAUAGACUAACAAAUGGAAAUAGUCUAGUAAGUUUAACCUUUCAUUUAUUUAGUCUCCAUGGAUUAAUUGAGUACUUCCAUUUAGAUAUGAUGAAACUUCGUAGAUUUUUAGUGAUGAUUCAAGAAGAUUACCACAGUCAGAACCCUUACCACAAUGCAGUCCACGCUGCCGAUGUUACUCAGGCCAUGCACUGUUACCUGAAAGAACCUAAGCUUGCCAACUCUGUAACUCCUUGGGACGUCUUGCUGAGCUUAAUUGCAGCUGCCACUCAUGAUCUGGAUCAUCCAGGUGUUAAUCAACCUUUCCUCAUUAAAACUAACCAUUACCUGGCAACUUUAUACAAGAAUACCUCAGUUCUGGAAAAUCACCACUGGAGAUCUGCAGUGGGGUUAUUGAGAGAAUCCGGUUUAUUCUCACAUAUGCCAUUAGAAAGCAGACAACAGAUGGAGGCUCAGAUAGGCACUCUGAUACUGGCCACAGACAUCAGCCGCCAGAAUGAAUACUUGUCCUUGUUUCGGGCCCAUCUGGACAAGGGCGAUCUACAUCUGGAAGAUGCCAGGCAUAGGCAUUUGGUCUUACAGAUGGCUUUGAAGUGUGCCGAUAUUUGUAACCCAUGUCGGACCUGGGAAUUAAGCAAGCAGUGGAGUGAAAAAGUAACAGAGGAAUUCUUCCAUCAAGGAGAUAUAGAAAAAAAGUAUCAUUUGGGUGUGAGUCCACUCUGCGAUCGUCAGACGGAAUCAAUUGCCAACAUCCAGAUUGGCAGAUCUUCUUGGGAAGCUAAAUUACAAUCAGCCGGUUACUUGAGCAUGGAUUCUGAGCCAAGGGAGCAAGGUCCCUCACGCAUCCUACAAGGAGGCGCCUACUGUGCUCGUGCUUGGCUAGGGACUGAAUGCCAGGAGCUGCGUCUCCACACCCGCGGCUGGCGUGUCUGGUUUCCUGUUCAAAUUCCCAAGGGACAACCUGGACCAACUCAGGAAGGCUCUGACCCUGGGCUGCAGAACAGCCUCUGCCUCAGCAGGCGCGCCCCUUGCAGAGGGCCGCCUGCUCUCCACCCUCACUGUGAACACCAGGUCACGCAGCCACGUGCCGCCGCACCUGCUUCUCACCGUCUGUUCUGAUAGCAGGCGUGGCCGGCCAAUGAAGAGGGAUGGCUCCUAAGCCAUGUGAGCGGAAGGCUGUUCACACCUCUGGCAAAAUCGCUGUUGUGAAGGGUGUCUUUCUCCCCCAGGUUAAGGCUUUUGCCAGCUUGGAGAGAGCAGCUGGGAGGGGCGGGACUGCCCCGCAGCAGCCACAGCCGUUUGGGUGGAAUGGGAGGCGCUAUAUGGGUCAUCUUAAUCACCUUCUUGAUCACAUCUAAAUCCCACCCAUGCUACUCUCUCAGCUUUGUGGAAGGAGCUCUCUGACCUUCCGAAGAGGCUGGAGAACCUCCCUGGGAAAAGAAGUCUGAGAAGCUCCAGCCAGGGGAACAGUAAGGUGUCCAGUCCUUACAAAGCAGACGAAGGACAGCAGUCUCAGAGGGAAACAUCUAAGAUUUCUGGAUCCUUCCUUAGAUGCAGACUCACAGGAAUUCAUACAGCAAGAGGACAGGCUGCUUCUGCAGAAGGGCCUGUGACUGGGCAGACACCCGGGACCUACCCCCUACCCUGGCCCGCACACAGGGACCUCGUCUCCUAGGAGAAGACUGUCUGCUGGGAACCUUGUGUAAAGUACUGUAAGAACUUACUUAGUACUCUGCUAUUCAUAGAGUGUGUUCAGAAUGCUGCUUUUAAUCCUCAUAAUUUCCUGAACUGAGCAUUAUUCCCAUUUUAAAAACAGAUGUGCCUGGGCCAGGAUCACAUAUACAUGUCGUGUUUUAACUCCCAAGUCCAGUGUUCUUUGACUCACAUUAUGUAUACAGUUGACCCUUGAACAUGGGUUUGAACUGCAUGGGUCCACAUAUACGUGGACUUCUUUCAGUAUAAAUACAGUACCUGUAUUUACAAUUUACAGAUUUUAAGUACGGAGAGAAGACUGCGUUUGACCAGAGGUCACAAAAUGUGAAAUCAGAAACUAAAGGUUUGAGCCUUGAUUCUUUCCCAGCUGUUCCGGGUUCCUACCCACACGCCUUUCUCUAAUGCUGAAGAUGAAUGAAAAAGGUGACACAUUUUAAGCAGUAUAUUUCCACUUGGAAAAUGCAGAAAGCAAAUUAUUCUAAAGUUACAUGUACAACACAGAAGAAUGUUGCCUACUGUGGGAAAAAAAAAAAAGCAUUUAUAUAGGCAUGAUGGUCCAAGGAAAAGAAAAGUUGCUUUAUUUCAAAACAGUAACUUCCUUAUUUUGGAGCACUGGCUAAAAGUUCAAUUAUUGGUACAAAUAUUUUGACCUCCUGAGAAAUAUUUAAGUAUAUCAGGUGAAUUUCCUGAAUUUAUUUUAAAGGCAGAAUUUUUAAACCAUAGAAAACAAUUAGAAACAAUGUAUGUCAACAACAUGUGUAAAAUUAAGCCACAGUUCAAAUUUAAGCUAAACAGCCAAACCAUGAAAAGCUGCUAUCAUUUAGAACAUUGCACAUAGUUUCAAUAACUUAAAAGUGAAUGUAUUGUCUUCAUAUCUCCUAAUCGCCCUGGGAAGUGGAACUUUUUUCCCACUAGAUUUAAACAAUAAGUCCAACUAUUUACUUACAGUAGGAGAUUCUGGAUAACUAUAGCUGAGUUUAACAGAAGUAUAGAAAAUCAUGAAGAUACAUGAAACAUUUAGAAAUGACGACUUCCUUAGAAGUCCUGGAUGAGAAAGGUGGUUCUCCACUUCCUGACAGCACCUACGGGUUAUGCUGCUACAUGCUGGGGCUCAGCAGAACAGUAGUCUGACCGAUGAUAAGCAGCUUACAGGAAAUUGUCACCUAUUCAGUGUUUCAUUAUAAAGCUACUAUUUUGACCAGUACUUGGAAAAAUUUUUAACUACAUUAUGCUGACAUUUCCAGAAGUGUUAACUUAGCAAGAAGUCGUCUUUAUGAUAUGCCAUUUUAUUAAACUGAAAGAAAAAGAUGGUACAUUCUAGUUUUUACUUUAAAACAGAUUUAAUUCAAUAGUUUGAUUGCUCACUAUUGAAAACUACAUUUCUUCCUCAGAACUGAAUGGCACUGAGGUGGAAACAGUUUUCAUGAUCCCUGACUUCCCUUUAAAGGAAAGUAUUACGGAAUUUCAGCAGCGAACAUUAUCUGGUUCCUACUCAAACCCCAUCUCCAAGAAAAUGUGAGAGAGAAUCUAAAAGUUCUGUUCAAGGCAAGAAGAAAUUCCAAACUCGAACACUUCACUUCAACAAUUUGGAUAUACCAGCUGCUCCAUCACUGGGCAGGAAUGAUUACCAGCAGCCUUGUCACUGCCAUUGCUAAAUCUUAUGUCCUGUUGUAUAUCCAAAUACAUGCAUAUAAAAUAUGUGUACAGAUAAAGUAGUGUUAAUUAAAAACUCA